Molecule: messenger RNA, 4687 nt
Organism: Caenorhabditis sp. 36 PRJEB53466
Lineage: Eukaryota; Metazoa; Nematoda; Chromadorea; Rhabditida; Rhabditidae
Source: the annotation of a GenBank genome assembly
AUGAGUGGAGUCGUACUGCCGUCCCCCACCGUCACAGCCACAGCCAUUCACGCGAAAAUGGAGCAGUCGGAUCCAAUGCCGAUAGCUACCAAAGAGCCGACAAUCUCUUCCGACAACGAUGAGUCGCCGUCGCCCUCAGAACCAGACACUGACGCCAUCAAAAUGUUUGUAGGACAGGUAAGAGAUUUUCAACUCGCAUUUCUAUGGGAAACACGAGACAAUAGGUAAAGCUUCAAACGAUUAAACUAGAGUUCCCCGUAGAAAUAGAUUUACUGGAGCCCAACUAUGUAAUAGCUACUUUCACAAUGACCCAAUACUCUAUUUGCUUGUUCUACACCACCACCACUAAGCAUACACACACACCCAAAUUUGAUAAAAUGAAUGGGAAUCGGAUUUGUUGCCCCUUCCUUCUCUUGUCCUGACUGGCCCUCACUGGGUUCAAUGAGCUGCCCCCUCUUUGUUAUUGUUGAGCCGCUCGUUGAGUAGACUUCCACAAACGGGAAAAAGGGACGAGGGCAAUGCGAUUGUAAUAUAAGUUUUGAACCGCUCCGAAAGAGCUUCAUUGCGUUUUUGAGGUAGAUUGAUUGGGUGAGAGAAUAAAAAUUCUGAAGACGUUUCCCCAUUGUUCAUUUGCAUAUAAAUGAUCAACGGGCUGGCGCCCCAUCAUCAUCAUCGCUCAGAAGAAGGGGACGCGCUCCCUUUCAAGGACAUAUCGUCAUCAAUUUUGACUUUGACGCGCUAAAAUGUAGGCCAAUGUCGAUAAGGAGAGAAAAGAAGAAGUAUAGGGGAGGAGGUUUAACAUGCACUAAACUGUACGAAAACAAAUUUGUUUGAUGAUCGAUUUGUACUGGUUAUUGGAGGACAAAUACCGUACACCGAAGUACGUCUGAACUGAAAUCUCAUAAGCAGUUGCCGAAGGGAAGUGCGAAAAUGAGUAUAUUAGAGCAAUAAUAUGCAUAAACCGUGGGAGAGAUAACACGUUUCUCACGAUUAAAAUCCUGCCACACCUCCACUCAGCCACCCACUUCCCUUCAAAAACCCUUUGCGUCUCUCCAGAUUCCCCGCAACUGGAACGAAGUGGAUUGUCGUCGGUUGUUCGAAACUUACGGCCCAGUAUUCUCGUGCAACAUACUACGCGACAAGUCGACUCAAUCCAGCAAAGGCUGCUGCUUCGUCACAUUUUUUCAUCGGAAAGACGCAAUUGCGGCGCAAGGAGAACUGCACAACAUACGAGUUAUCGAGGGAAUGCACCAUCCGGUUCAGAUGAAGCCAGCCGACACCGAGAAUCGGAAUGGUUUGUAGUUCUGAGAAAAUCGGUGCGAAUGAAAGUGCAAAUUUUCAGAACGGAAGUUGUUCAUAGGACAGCUGAGCAAGAAACACAACGAGGAGAAUCUUCGAGAGAUUUUCUCCAAGUUCGGACAGAUUGAGGAUUGCAGUGUGCUUCGCGAUCAGGAUGGGAAGAGUAGAGGUAAUUGAUGAGAACCGGGAAUGGUGAACUAGUUGAAGGAGGGCAGACACGUUGUUGUCUCAAAGUCUUUUUACGUGGCCUUUUCAGUUUCAUUUUUUGCGUGAAUUCAUACUCAGUGAAGGUCACGCCGAUAAACAUUUUUGCGAGUUCUAGCAAAACUAGACUUGAAUCGCGUGUCCGUCCUCCUCCUGUAUGUUUCUGUCAUGCAUGCUCCAGCUGGCCCGCGGUUCAACUUGUUCUAUAUAUGGUUCAAGUCUUCCGCCCACGCGGAGUGACAAAAACCAUUGUCUUUUUUAUUUAAAGCUCAUUUGUUAUUCUGGAACUGUGUCAGUCUGCAAGUGUGUCAGUCAGUAAUCUCUUUUUCAUUGAAACUGUCGAUCUGAUUGUAGUCUCCCGUUUAUUUACCUGCAGGAUGUGCAUUUGUGACGUUCACGAACCGCAGCUGUGCCGUCGUCGCCACCAAAGAAAUGCAUCACUCACAAACGAUGGAGGUUGGCGUUUCUAUCUACAUGUUUUUCCUAUCCUUUCUUUAUUUUUUUUCAAAAAAAAAGUACAUUAUCAGUCAGAAAUAUAUGAACGCGUUCAGCAUUCACCGUCUAUUGACGAGCUCAUAUUUGUUUGGAAACUUUUGUGUAAAGUGUUCAUGGCAAUGUCUUUGUACGGCCACUCCGGAGAGUACUACAGUGUUGAAAGAGCUGUCACUCCGAGUGCUACAGUGAUCCUCGAAGUGGCGUGUCCUUUUCAACUGAAAACUGAUGCUUUUCAUAUAUUUCUGACGGCUACUAUAGCUUGGAUUUUACCGGAAUAUACUCAAGAAAAUAAAGACGACGGCGACUGCGCCUUUUUUUCUUGAGUAAAUUUUUAGAUUUUUCAUUUAGAAAACUCACCUAGUCCACAAAGUAUUCCAUGUCAUUCAUGUUUACCUGUUCAGCUUUCCCUUCCGUUUUCUAUGCUUAAUUUCGGUUAUGUGAAGGGCGGUCUUAUACAAAAUUUCUAUUAAUUAACAAAAAGUUUCGAACAUAAGACGCAUUGAGCGAAUUUCAGGGGUGUUCCGCACCGCUCGUCGUUAAGUUCGCUGAUACGCAAAAGGAUAAAGAUGUGAAGACAAAAGCGAUGAUUUCGGGCGGGGGAAACGGAGCCGGCUCGCCGAAAGGCAACUUGCUCAACAAUUUGAAUCCGGCCGUUCUUCAGCAGGUAACCCCACCGAUGGAAAGCACUAAUCGUCCCCUCCAAGGCUUUUCAGUUGAGCAGCGGUCAGGCGAUUGCGUCGCUUCUCUCAUUGGUCGGACAGCCGGGCCAGCAAGCACAGCAGCAGAACGUUCUCGGAAUUCUUGGAUCCGGUUGGUUUUAGAUAACAAUUAAUAUUAAAAGUAGCAAGACACUAGGGAGAUUCUCUCGAAUUUUUUAAAUGACCGCCGAAAUUCAGUGCUAUCCGCACUCGGAAAACUGACCGAGAAUGGUGGAACCGAUGACGUGGCGAAGACGUCCACGUCAUCGCCCACCGAAAAGCAGCAGCGUUCUUCUGUAAUGAUGGCGUCCACAUCGACGCCCUCGACAACUUCCUCGGCGCCAGUAUCUGUUCCGCCCGUCUCCGUCACGGCUGCUCCUCAUCAGCAUCAUCAACAUGCCGGCCAGUUAGGUGGGGAACACGUGGAUGACGUGUGAACGGCAUGCGCUGACGCCUACUGUGUUCUUCUUUUCGCGGAGCAAUAUUGUGUGCUUCUUGGAGUGUGUGCUUUUCGUUUUCGGACUCACUGGGACUCGUGGAUGAUGUUCUUCCCUGCUCUCUUCUCGUUCCUCCUCCCCCGCUUGUUUUUGUACUUCACUGGCUUUGAUCAGUUCCAAAUACUAUGUAUAUUCUCCAAUCCUAACUAAUACUAGAAUUUUCAUUUGACAGCAUGAUGUAGUGUGGGGUUCUAUCGGAAUGUUCCCGGAAUGAUUUCAACCCUUGUUUCCUACAGGAGCUCCCCUUCUCCAACAUAGUCAACUUGAUGCCAUCGCAAUGGCUCAGGCUCAGGCACAAGCCCAAAUGAUUCAGCAGCAGCAGCUGAUGGCUCUCCAAGGCUUCGCUGUGCAACAGCCUCCGUCCCAACAGCAGCAAGGUAAGCUUAAACUUUCCCAUUUAAGUUCGGUUUGCACUUUUUUCUCUUACCGCUUCUACUCACUCCUCUAACUUCUGACCGUUUUCUUUUCCUAACUCAUCCCUUGGCUUGCCCUUUUUUGCAGGCUAUCAAAUGUUUUGCCCUCCUCCCACGCAUCAGCCGGCCUACUCGACCGGAUCACCGGACUCAUCAAGCAACACGACGGACUCGGACGAGCAGCAGAAGCCGCAGACGCCGAAUUCUGUGUUCCAGACGCAAAGCGCUGCGCUGGCUGGUCAUGGAUACAUGAAAACGAACGGAGGAAGCUGGCGUCCGAUGAUGAUGCAGCCACGUGGCUUCCUCGGGCCACAUCCCUUCAUUACGGCGGCGCCGGCUCAAAUGGCAGCUUUUGGUAGGGGUUCCCAUGCAUGCGUUCUUCACCCUUUCCCACCCGUUUCCCCUGGUUUUUCUUUUGCAGCACACAUUAACACAAGAUCUUUGUUUUUUAAUUUCCAACUGUUCUAUGCUCUUUUCUAGGUCUUGCGGGUGGCCUUGCUGGCACCAAGACCACUUCCCCCGUGGCUGCAACCCUUGCCAAUCACCAGUCGAUCGCCUUGACUCCUUUCGCCGGUGGAGCCACUCCAAUGGAUCCAUACUCGGCCAUGCAUCAACAGCUUGCAUGUGAGCCCUUUUCUCUCUUCAGUUUCCAUUAUCUAACUUGUUUACAAGUGUUUUCAGUACUCGCAAACUUUCAAGCUUCUUCUGUGGCUCCUGGAAUAUCCGCCGCUUCAAUGGCCGGAAACGGAGAUGUGAAGGGGCCGGACGGUGCGAAUCUCUUCAUAUAUCACCUUCCCCAAGAUUUCGGUGACAAUGACCUUGUCAGCACUUUUUCCCCGUUCGGAAACAUCCUCUCCGCCAAAGUUUUCAUUGAUAAAGUCACUAAUUUGUCCAAAUGCUUUGGUAGGCGUUCCUAAUGUGACAUUCAAUUCAAACCAUUCAUUUUGUUGCAGGUUUUGUCUCAUUUGAGAAUCCACAAUCGGCGACGAAUGCAAUCCAGGCGAUGAACGGCUUCCAGAUUGGAUCGAAACGACUGAAAGUGCAGCUGAAAGUGGAUCGUGGCAAUCCAUACAAUCGAUAG